AGGGAUGAAGAGCACUUUACUACUUUUUUAUGUUGCACGCAUCCAUGGCAGAAAACAGAAGGCAUACAGAGUACUACAAGGACACGAGAAGGGAAGAGAAGAAGCCAAUCACACCAACACCCACCGAGUUUAACCCCAAGAGGAAGAAGAACAACAACUACUACAACAUAACAGAAAUGGGUUUCAUCAAUCAUAUCCAAAACAGUGCUUGAAAUGGAGUACUGUAGGGGGAGAAGAACGAGAAGAUGAAGGGAAAAAGAGCUGUUUCAGAGUUGCUGUGUGGGUGUUGGACAAGAUUGAGUGGUUUUUCCUUUUUUCUUGUUUUUGGGUUUAGAUGAAGGAUAUGCCCUUACCCUUGGAGUUAGAGGGGAAGGGGGUGUUUGAGAUUUGUUUGAAUUCUUUGCUGGAGAAGUGGAACAAAGAAGAGGAAGAAGGAGGUUGUUGUGUGGGCACUGAGCCUACCUCUGUCCUGGAUACUAGAAGAAGCCCAAGUCCUCCUACAUCCACCUCAACACUGUCUUCUUCUUGUGGUGGUGGUGGUUCAGAUACGGCCGGCGUGGCGGCGGUUUCCGGAAACCCUUCUCAGAAAUGGCCUCCGGCACAGCCGGACACCACAAGCUCCAAUGCUGGAGUUGAACUCCACCCAAUUCCCGCCUCUGUAGAUCUCGGGGCCGGUGAAAAAUGCGGUCUUGGAAUGGAGGAUUGGGAGAGUGUGUUGUCGGAGACGGCAGCCUCGCCCAGCCAAGAGCAGUCCAUUCUCCGGUGGAUCAUGGGUGAUGUCGAGGACCCAUCAGUGGGCUUGAAUAAACUGCUUCAAUCUGGUGGAGGUGGCCCUCCUGAUUUCGAAUUCAGCAGUGGCUUUGGGGUUGUGGAUCAGGGUUUUGGGUUUGAGCCAUGUCUGGGUUCUGGGUCCUCCAUGAAUGCACCUUGUCCUGGUUUUCCUCCUACCAGCAACAGCGUCAAUAGUAUCAAUCAUGGGAGGAUUGGUCCGGUUUCGAAUCCGAACCAACCUAAUUUCAAGAUUCAUAACCCUCAAAGCAACCCGAAUUUUGCAAAAUCGGGGAACAAUCUUAUGCCCAUUUCGUUUAAUCAGCAGCAACUGCAGCAACAGCCGUUUGAAGCUUUGGAUGAGAAGCCACAGAUUUUUAUUCCCCAGGUGCUUAUAAACCAGCACCAGGCUCAACAUACUCAAAACCCCGCUUUUUUCUUGCCAUUGCCCUAUGCCCAGCAAGAGCAGAACCUCCUCUUGCCGCCCCAGGCCAAGCGGCACAACACUGGGCCUAUAGGGAGCAUUGAACAGAAUUGUCCGGUUCCAAAGGUUCCGUUUUCGGAUUCAGGGCAGGAGCUGUUUGCUCGGCGACAGCAGCAGCAACAGCAGGCACAAGGGUUUCCUCAGCAGCUUCAGUUGCUUCCUCAUCAUCUUCAGCCAAGGCCGGCCAUGGGAAGUAAGCCGAAAAUGGUUGGGGAAGAAAUGGGGCACCACCAGCAGUAUCAACAGGUGAUAAUCGACCAGCUGUUCAAGGCCGCAGAGCUGGUCGAGACGGGGAAUUCAAUACUCGCGCAAGGGAUAUUGGCGCGGCUCAAUCACCAGCUCUCUCCAAUUGGCAAGCCUUUUCAAAGAGCUGCUUUCUACUUCAAGGAGGCCCUGCAAUUACUCCUCCAUUCCAACAGCAAUAACACCAACCCGUUGGCCACCUCGCCUCAUUCUUCACCAUUUAGCCUUAUCUUCAAGAUUGGAGCUUACAAAUCCUUCUCAGAGAUAUCACCGCUCAUUCAAUUUGCCAAUUUCACCUGCAUUCAAGCCAUCCUUGAAGCCUUGGAGGGCUUUGAUCGAAUCCACAUAAUCGAUUUUGAUAUUGGAUAUGGUGGGCAAUGGGCUUCGCUUAUGCAGGAGCUUGCCUUGAGGAACGGUGGUGCCCCUUCUCUGAAAAUCACUGCGUUUGCUUCUGUCUCCAACCAUGAUCAGCUUGAGCUUGGCCUCGCCAGAGAAAAUCUAAACCACUUUGCUAGUGAAAUUAACAUGGCUUUUGAACUUGAAAUUCUAAGCCUUGAUUCUUUGAAUUCAUUACCCCUUCAUCUCUCAGAGAAUGAAGCAGUUGCUGUGAACCUCCCAGUUGGUUCUUUCUCGAAUUACCCCUUACCCCUUCCUUUGGUACUUCGUGUUGUGAAGCAGCUCUCCCCAAAAAUUAUGGUUUCACUGGACCGAGGCUGUGACCGAACUGAUCUUCCAUACUCUCACCAUAUCCUUCACGCCUUUCAGUCUUACUUGACCCUUCUCGAGUCCCUUGAUGCUGUAAAUGUGAACUCAGAUGCCCUGCAAAAGAUUGAAAGGUUCUUGCUUCAACCUGGCAUUGAGAAAAUCGUCCUGGGUCGCCACCGCUCCCCUGAGAAGACCCCACCUUGGAGGACUCUUCUAUUAUCAUCUGGGUUCUCCCCAUUAACGUUCAGUAAUUUCUCAGAGUCCCAAGCUGAGUGUUUGGUGAAGCGGACGCCUGUUCGGGGUUUCCACGUUGAGAAGAGACAAUCUUCGCUUGUUCUCUGCUGGCAAAGAAAAGAUCUCAUCUCAGCUUCAGCUUGGAGGUGCUGAAGAGCAGCAUUUUCACAUUGGUAGUACCAAUUCAAUCCCAUCCUGAAGGUGCCUCAUAACUUACUGCUUUAGUCUCUGAUCUUUUUGAAUUAUCUUGCAUUACCCUUUGCUAAUUGUCUAUGUGGUUUAGGCAGAUUGUUUCCAAGUAAAAACCAAACAUUUUAGUAACUUGAGGGUCUAGUACAGUCCUCUUUCUUUCAGUCUUUCUAUCAUGGAUAUGAAUAUUUUCUGUUAUGGUGUUCUUAUGCUAUUGUGCCAAGUAGUAGUAGUGGCUUCUGGUUAAGGUGGUGGUGGCUGUUUGUUGUACACUUGACAACAAGGCAAACAAGAAAUGAAAACAACAACAAUUUAACCCUUCAACA
Molecule: messenger RNA, 2949 nt
Organism: Vitis riparia (riverbank grape)
Lineage: Eukaryota; Viridiplantae; Streptophyta; Magnoliopsida; Vitales; Vitaceae
Product: scarecrow-like protein 27
Exons: 2
Coding region: 335-2587 (750 amino acids)
Biological process (GO): regulation of DNA-templated transcription
Cellular component (GO): nucleus
Molecular function (GO): DNA-binding transcription factor activity; sequence-specific DNA binding
Source: RefSeq, a predicted model, not a curated record